Messenger RNA from Carya illinoinensis, 1459 nucleotides. RefSeq names its product mitochondrial import inner membrane translocase subunit TIM14-2-like. The transcript has 5 exons. Gene Ontology annotation, biological process: protein import into mitochondrial matrix. Gene Ontology annotation, cellular component: PAM complex, Tim23 associated import motor. Gene Ontology annotation, molecular function: ATPase activator activity. The coding region runs from base 646 to 1026 and encodes 126 amino acids. The record is from RefSeq and is a predicted model, not a curated record. NCBI's taxonomy places the organism in Eukaryota, Viridiplantae, Streptophyta, Magnoliopsida, Fagales, Juglandaceae.
CUAAAAUCAUUGCGAAAACAAACGAGUAAAAGUUUCCCUCAUUUUUUUUUCCCUCUUUUCUCUUCCUCUCCCUCGCUCUGCACACCCAAAACUCGCGCCGCCGUCUCUCCGGUUGGGUAGAUCUCUCUCCCCCUUCUCUCCCCGUCGGCUUCUCACCCUCUCUCUCCCCGUCACCGUUUGCCCCUUUGUCUUCCUUUGCUUUGCCGCGCCGUGCACGACCACCGCAACCCCCCAUCACCGGUAAGCUACAGUGCCUCUUAAUCUCUCUCCCUCCUCUCUCUAUUAUUAUUAUUUUUUCUCUCUGUAUUUUGUCCGCCGCCACGCCAUCCCAGCCUUGGCUGCGCCGCCUCUCGCCGACCCAAGCACGGCUGUCGCACGUUGACCUACACCACCAAGCCGAGUGGCCACCGUUUCAACCCUUCGGUUCCUCCACCAAAGCCCACGCCCAAAUCCGUCUAGGUAGCUGUAAGAAUUGUUAAAUAAGAACCCAAGUACUCGACCUUUGCACAAGUAUUUCUUGUUAUAAAACCAGCAGCACUUGUCGAAUGAUUCCCGGUUCAAAGAAGUCGUGUUCUCAGAAGGCGUAGAACAGAAGGCGGCGCAUAACAGUGCAAAACCACACGUCCUGAAAGCCUUUGAUUGUGAAUGUCCGCUUCAACUUCGUCCUCUCGGGGAACAUCCCAGGAAAUGGUUGCACCAUUGCUAGCAGGACUUGCUAUUGCAGCCACUGCUUAUGCUGGUAGGUAUAGCAUUCAAGCUUGGCAGGCAUUCAAGGCAAGACCAUCAGUACCUAGAAUGCGCAAAUUUUAUGAUGGUGGUUUCCAGACUACUAUGACUAGGAGGGAAGCUGCUCUAAUACUUGGAAUCAGGGAAAGAACUCCAGUGGAUAAGGUUAAGGAAGCACAUAGGAGGGUGAUGGUCGCCAAUCACCCUGAUGCCGGGGGUAGUCAUUACCUCGCAUCUAAAAUUAAUGAAGCAAAAGAUCUGAUGCUGGGAAAGACCAAGGGUGGCAGCUCUGCAUUCUGAUGGGGCUAAUACUUUCCAUACAUGUAAGGCAUUUCUGCAAAAAGUUUUAGUGAGUUUAAGAGCAUACACGCUCCCAUUACUGUCACAUCAAAUUUUUUUUCAGCCAGUUGAUUCUUUAUAACCUCUAGUUGGACAGAUUUUGAAAAAGAAACGUGAUACCAUUUGUCACGAGACUUGUGAAUCUUGUGACCAUGACAGAACUCGAUUGGAAUUCUGCAUGGAUGUCAAUGAGAGUAAGAUGGAAGAUUAUAAUUGGGGUAAUAAUUAUUUAGUCCUCAUCUGGUUGUGGAUCAUGGUGUUGGGACUGCCGUUCGCUUUGGCUAAUUCUCUCUCAUAUUUUUAUACUCAGUGUAAACACUAAUAGCUCAUUAUUUGUGAGAAUUGGUGGUUGUGAUCACGUUGAUCAAAUGUAUGCCAAUUUUGUAGAAAUGAA